Puntigrus tetrazona (Sumatra barb) is the source of this 1482-nucleotide messenger RNA. RefSeq names its product BCL2 modifying factor 1 (gene bmf1). Lineage: Eukaryota; Metazoa; Chordata; Actinopteri; Cypriniformes; Cyprinidae. The coding region runs from base 127 to 693 and encodes 188 amino acids. The transcript has 5 exons. The record is from RefSeq and is a predicted model, not a curated record. Gene Ontology annotation, biological process: negative regulation of autophagy; positive regulation of apoptotic process; apoptotic process. Gene Ontology annotation, cellular component: myosin complex.
AAUGAAGUGAGCCGAUGAGGGGCGCGCAGCGAGCGGGCGAGCGGACGAUAUUACUGCGAUUAUUUUCACUUCAACCUUUCUGUUGAGCCGCGGAAGAGACACAGAUAGAGGCGAGGAGCUCGGCCGAUGGAUGAGGAUGAGGAUGAUGUGCACAGGAAGGCUCUACAGCGCUGGCCUUCCUCCCACGUUCAGAUAAAGCCGAGCGAGACCGCAGGGAGAGCCAACGGCAUGCUGCCCUGCCGAGUGCGUGUGGAGCCCAGACGCCUUCUCUACGGUAACGCAGGUCUGCUGCUGCUGGCGGCUCCCAGCCGCUCCCGGCCUCCAGACGAUCCUCUCCGGCAGAACCAGCGCGUGAUGGAUCCGGCGGAGAGCGUGGAGAGCCUGAUCGGCCAGAAGCUCCAGCUGAUCGGGGAUCAGUUCUAUCAGGAGCACAUGAUGCAUCACAGAAACCAAAGGAACCGGGAUCCUCUCUGGUGGCGCGUGGCCGUGGCCUUCUACACGCUUGUAUUCGGAAGAGACGCCGACGCCAGAGCAGAGCGCAGUUCUGCGCUGGGAACGAGCUUCCACAUACAUGUGACCUGGACAAGAAACAUGAGUUAUUCUUCUCAAACCCAGAUAAUGGUUCCAGUAUCUCAAAGACCUGACAACAGCGGAGGUUUUUGGAGGACAUGCGCGGUAAUCUUCGCGAUGUGAAGCGCUUUAUCUCCGUCUCUCUUUCUAAAUGCACUGGAAAUGACUUUGCGCCGGAUUGAGUCUCAAGGGUUCUCGUAUCCCAGUGUUAAACGUCUCUCUCCUGAAGUUCUCGAGGAAUACGUUUUUGAUCCUCCGUUUAGUUUUUAUUAUGUUCUCCGGCUUCUGACGAUGUGUUUGGCCUCCGAGUGUUAACCAGCGGCGCCUCUAAACGCACUUCGUUGUUUUCUCGAUCUCGUCUGUUAUGGUUGGGGUUUUUAUCGAAUGGAUUUUCUUGCUCCGAUUUGUAGCUUUUUUGAAGGCGGCUGUUUUUAACGUUGCAAUGCGAUGAGAUGUUCUCCAAGGGCUUUUUUUAAUCUACAAAUGGACUUUUCGGAUUUUUAAGAAACCCCUCCUGCAGAUUUGACCCCUCUUUUUCCAUCCAGGCCUUUGCGUAUGUCCCUCAACGGAUACUUCCUCUUGAAACGCAUUGAUUGUUUGUCUGAGGUCUCGCUGCCUUUCAUCAAGUCUUGAGGUUCACACACACUCACUGUACACCGAGAAAUGAGACCCAGCGAUGAUGUAGCAUGUGUGUAAACAUUGACUGUGUGUCUUCGGGACUGUACUGUGCACUUCCUCACCUUGGUUUCGUCUCUCUGAUGUUUUUGCUCACACAGUAUGGAUGUGUUAGUUUUUGUUAUAUAGUGCAAUAUGCUGUACAUAAGAGCUUUGCUCUACGAAAUACCUUUCUGAAUUUUUUUUUGGUUGUUUUAUUGGUACACUUUUUUCAAUAAAAACAUAUUAAAGCCUGAA